Paramecium sonneborni is the source of this 1133-nucleotide messenger RNA. Lineage: Eukaryota; Ciliophora; Oligohymenophorea; Peniculida; Parameciidae. The record is from the annotation of a GenBank genome assembly.
AAAUAAUGGACACAACAAAUGCUCCUUAGAUUAUUGAACAUCUAAGUAAAUCAUUAAAUUUCACACCAUUUGUAACAAGAUGGAUUCCAGGAACUGCAAAAUUUGUAUUAUGUGGUUAACCACCCAAAGCAAAUGGAAUAAUUGAAAUAUUAUAAUUGAAUAAAACAGAACUGAAAACUUUAUCAUCAGUUAUAAAUAAUUUUAUCAUUAGAUAGAAUAACCUAAGGGUAUAAAAUGUGGAUAAUAUUUGGAUAAUUAAUUUACAUUUGGUGAUUUUGAUGGAAAAUUAAAAGUUAUGGAUCUAGAAACUAGGAAAGUAUAAUUUUUAAAUAAAUAUUAGAUAGCAUUUGAAGUUAAAGCACAUGAUCAAAUUAUAAAUUCUAUUGAUACUUGUUAUAAUAUAGGAGCUCCUGAAAUUGUAACUGGAUCAAGAGAUGGAUGUGUAAGAGUUUGGGAUCCAAGAUAAGCAGCACCAGUAGUAUCUUUAGAGCCAAUUGAAAAAGAUGUUAUACCAGAUGCAUGGAGUGUAGCAUUUGGUAAUUCAUAUAAUGAUGAACGUGUAAUCGCCUGUGGAUAUGAUAAUGGUGAUAUUAAACUUUUUGAUUUGAAAUAGAAUUAAUUGAUAUGGGAUACGAAUGUAAAAAAUGGAAUAUGUGGUAUAGAAUUUGAUAGAAAAGAUAUACAAAUGAAUAAAUUAGUAGCUACAACUCUUGAAAGUAAUUUUAAAAAUUUUAAUUCAGGCAAAAUUAAUGUUUUUGAUUUAAGAACUUUCAAUAAUGGAUAUGCAUCAUUAAUCCAUGAAGGAUAAAAGUCAACUAUUUGGGGAGUAAAGCAUUUACCAUAGAACAGAGACUUAUUUGCAACCUAAGGAGGAGAUGGAGCUUUGAAUAUUUAUAAAUAUUCAUAUCCAUCUUAAAGACAAAUAUAGGAUACUGAAGGAAAACCUAAGGGAGUUAUAGGAAAAUUAGAACUACUUAAUAAAUAGGAUGUUUGUUAAUAACCUAUUUCCUCUUUAGAUUGGAAUGCUGACAAAUUAGGUAAAUAACUUUAUUGAAUUUUUAGGCUUAGCCUGUUUGUGUGGAUUAGAUUAAACUUGUAAGGUUGUAAUUGUUACGAAAUUAAAUUUGUAUUGA